AUGUUCAUUCAAUCAGAUAUGAACAAAAGAUUAUCUCUUGAUGUUAUAGGUCAGCUUGAAGAUGAUCUUGAGUCUGAUCCAUUGAAUUAUGGGAAAUGGACGAAGCUCAUCAAACAAGUUCUUGCCAAGGAUAAGGAAGAACAAGUACGAUCUGUAAUGACAAAAUAUUUAAAUAUCUUUAAAUUUGAUGGGGAUCAAUGGUGUAAUUAUGUUAAUUAUGAACUUAACCGAGGGGAGUUUACAAAAGUUGAAGAUCUUUUUAAAAAAUGUCUUGCAGUAACAACACAUGUUCCAUUAUGUAGACUUUAUGUUUCAUAUGUACGUCGAGUGAAUGAUGUUAUUACAGGAGGUGAUUCUGCCAGAGGAAUUGUAAUUCAAGCAUUUGAAUUUGCUGUUAAAAGGGUAGGCAUUGAUUUGGCAAGUAGUGAACUUUGGGAAGAUUAUCUUGGAUUUUUAAAAGCUUGGACCCCAGCUCAAACAUGGGAACAACAACAAAAGAAUGAUUUAAUUAGAAAAGUAUACAAGAGACUUCUUCUGAUACCAACUGAAAAAUUAGAAAAAUUAUGGCCCAUAUAUACAAAUUGGGAAAAUGAAGUUAAUCCAAUUACUGCUAAAAAGUUUAUUGGUGAAAAAUCUGCUGAAUAUAUGUUGGCAAGAUCAUGGUACACAGAAUGGACAAAUAUUACUGAAAAAAAAUUGCGUAGAACUAUUGUUCCUUACUCUCUUAACGAUGAAGAUAUUGUUAAUAAAGAAUUAGUUAGAAAACAACUUUCACUUUGGUAUGCUUGGAUUGAUCUUGAAAAGAAAAAUAAACUUGAGUUAAAAGAUGAUUCUUUAGUUCAGCAAAGAAUAGAAUAUGUCUAUAAACAAGCAGUGACAACUUUACCAUUUGCACCAGAAUUGUGGUUUAAAUUUAAUAAAUUUUGGCUCAGUAGUAACGAAGAAGCUAAUAUUAACAAAUGUAUUGAUCUUUUAAGUGAAAGUUUGGUUUUGAAUACUAGAAGUUGUUUGUUAACAUUUCAAUUAUCGGAAUUAUAUGAGAAGGACAACAGUGUUAAUAAAGCAACUGAAACUUUUGACAAUUUAAUUCGUAUUUUAAUGAGUGAUUAUGAGAAUGUUACAAAGCAAAUUGAUAGUAUCAAAGAAAAUAUCCCUAAGGAUACUACUGCUCUACAGAGUAAUGAAGGAGAUAAUUCUGAUAAGCCAGAUGAUGAAGAUGAAAAUCAACCUACACAAAUCUCAGGUAUCCAUAAACUUAGUCAACAUGAAGUUGAAAGAAUGGCUAAAUUAACAGAAUCUCAAUUACAAUUAAUUAAAGUAAUCACGUUAGUGUACACAAAGUUAAUGAUUUUAUGCAAACGUACUGGUGGUGUUAAGGAGGCUCGUAUUAUCUUCAGAACUGGUCGUCAAAAUUUCCCAGCAAUUGGAUAUGAUUUUUAUGUCAGUAGUGCACUCAUGGAAUACUAUGCCGAUAAUAAGUCUGUUGCUAACAAAAUUUUUGCACAUGGUAUGAAAUCUUUUAAUGAAGAUGGAAGAUAUUUAUUAAAGUAUUUGGAUUAUAUGAUUAUGAUCAAUGAUGUUGAAAAUAUGAGAGUUUUAUUUGAACAAGGUUUAACCACACUUUUAAAACAAAUAACGGCUGAAGGUGAAGGAGUCGACACUACUUCCAAAUCUCCAGCUCAAUUAUGGCAAGAAAAGGUUAAAGAGAGAGAUAUUAAAGAAAAGAAAGAAUGCAUUAAGGAAAUGUUCAAAAAAUUUUCCAAAUUUGAAACCAACUAUGGUGAUUUAAAUGCAGUAAGAAGUUUGGAAAAUAGAUAUGAACAAUAUUUCCCAGAUGAUGAUGCUUUAAAUUUAUUUGUUGAUAGGUAUAGAGAUCCAGGUAGUGUCGAUGUAAUUCGCGUCUAUGACUUGGGAUUAAGUGAUGUCGAUGAAGAAGAACAAGGUUUGACGUCUAAUAAGAGAAGAAAGAUUGUGAAGAGUGAAUCGAAUGGAACAUCUGAAUCUCAAUUACCAGCUUUGGAAACAAUCCAGCAAGCAACUUCUGGAAGUUACAAUAAUGCUGGCAAUGUCAACGGGAAUACUUUACAGCCAAGUGAACAACAACCACAACAGCAACAAGCUCGAACUCAACCAUUUGUGGGAAGCACUACAUAUAAUUUACUUAGAGCCUUACCAAGCGCUUCGUAUUUUGGUCCUCCUAAAGAUCAAGUUUUUGAUGCCGGGAAAUUAGUGGAACUCUUUUCCAAUCUUCCCAAAAUCCCAGGGGUUGAAUAA
Messenger RNA from [Candida] anglica, 2274 nucleotides. The record is from the annotation of a GenBank genome assembly. NCBI's taxonomy places the organism in Eukaryota, Fungi, Ascomycota, Pichiomycetes, Serinales, Debaryomycetaceae.